CCCAGCUGGGGCACAACCCCAGCUGAUGCCCCAGAGAGGCCACACAUCUCAGGAGAGGCUUUGGGCCCUGCCCUCCCUCCCCAUGGCACAUGGGCCAGAACCUGAAGCUGAGGGAUUGCUGGACCUCAGCUUCCUGACAGAGGAGGAGCAGGAGGCCAUCGCUGAUGUUCUCAAACGAGAUGCCCGCCUGCGCCAACUGGAGGAGGGGCGGGUCAGCAAGCUCCGAGCCUCACUGGCAGACCCCGGGCAGCUGAAGAUCCUGACAGGGGACUGGUUCCAAGAAGCACGCUCCCAGCGACAUCACCAUGCCCAUUUUGGGUCUGACCUCGUCAGGGCCUCCAUCCGCAGGAAGAAGAGCUCCAGAGGGGACCAGGCUCUGGGAAGUGAUGGUGAGGCAGAGGCUGCUGGGAAAGACACCACUGAGGAAGAGCCAGAGUCCAGGGUCUCCAUAGAGAUGGCUGCUCCAGAGAGGCACAGUGAGACCCAAGGACCAGAUUUCCCCUCACCAUAUGUAGCCUCAAAGGCUUCAGGUCAUGAGGAGGAGCCCCAGGCCCAGGAAGCCUCCGGCCAAGGGGGUAUCCAGGUGGCAGAGACGGACCCAGCCCUGGAUCCUGAGCAGAGGGCGGAGCGGGAGUCCUGGCCAUCACUAGCCCAGAUUAAGGUGACCUCCGAGAUCCAGGAGAAUGGGGAAGAGGCCCCAGGGCUCGGCCCUUCCCUCGACCGCAUGCUCAGCAGCAGCUCCUCUGUGUCCAGCCUCAAUUCCUCCACGCUGAGCGGCAGCCUGGUGAGCCUGUCCGGGGAAGCGGAGGCUGGCACGGUACAGGUGCGCGGCUCCGUGCACUUCGCGCUGCGCUACGAGCCUGGCGCUGCCGAGCUGCGAGUGCAGGUGAUCCAGUGCCAGGGGCUGGCCGCCGCCCGGCGCCGCCGCUCCGAUCCCUACGUGAAAACCUACCUCCUCCCGGAUAAGCAGAACAAGCGCAAGACGUCGGUGAAGAAACGGAAUCUGAACCCGAUCUUCAACGAGACUCUGCGGCACCCGGUCCAGCAGGCUGAUCUCCCAGGCCGCAUACUGAGCCUGUCCGUGUGGCACCGCGAAAGUCUGGGUCGCAACAUCUUUCUGGGAGAGGUCGAAGUGCCCCUUGACACGUGGAACUGGGACUCUAAGGCUACCUGGCUCCCCUUGCAGCCCCGGGUUCCUCCAUCUCCCGAUGAGCUCCCCAGCCGUGGACUGCUCUCUCUGUCCCUCAAGUACAUUCCUGCCGGCUCAGAGGGAGGAGGACAGCCUCUGAGUGGAGAGCUCCACUUCUGGGUGAAGGAAGCGCAGGGCCUCGUACCACUGCGGCCGGGAUCCCUGGACACUUACAUACAAUGCUCAGUGCUACCUGAUGACAGCCGGGCCAGCCGCCAACGCACAAGGGUGGUUCGGCGAAGCCUCAGCCCUGUGUUCAACCACACCAUGGUUUAUGAUGGCUUUGGGCCUGCCGACCUAUGCCAAGCCUGCGCUGAGCUCUCCCUGUGGGACCAUGGGGCCCUGGCCAGUCGCCAGCUGGGGGGCACACGCCUCAGCCUUGGUACAGGCAGCAGCUAUGGGCUCCAAGUGCCCUGGAUGGAUUCCACCCCCGAGGAAAAGCAGCUGUGGCAGGCACUCCUGGAGCGGCCAUGUGAAUGGGUGGAUGGCCUUCUGCCCCUCAGAACUAACCUGGUCCCCAGGGCAUAGCCCUGUCAAACUCCUCUGUGGACCCCCACACAAAGUACAUCCCAUGGCUGGAGUCAAUAAAGUCUGUUUACAGAGCUACUGAGCAGUAAGGCAUUAGUAUAAAAGAGC
Molecule: messenger RNA, 1825 nt
Organism: Onychomys torridus (southern grasshopper mouse)
Lineage: Eukaryota; Metazoa; Chordata; Mammalia; Rodentia; Cricetidae
Gene: Sytl1
Product: synaptotagmin like 1
Exons: 14
Coding region: 26-1717 (563 amino acids)
Biological process (GO): intracellular protein transport; exocytosis
Cellular component (GO): exocytic vesicle; plasma membrane
Molecular function (GO): neurexin family protein binding; small GTPase binding
Source: RefSeq, a predicted model, not a curated record